Molecule: messenger RNA, 1256 nt
Organism: Clarias gariepinus (North African catfish)
Lineage: Eukaryota; Metazoa; Chordata; Actinopteri; Siluriformes; Clariidae
Gene: b2ml
Product: beta-2-microglobulin, like
Exons: 4
Coding region: 116-469 (117 amino acids)
Biological process (GO): antigen processing and presentation of exogenous peptide antigen via MHC class II; peptide antigen assembly with MHC class II protein complex; immunoglobulin production involved in immunoglobulin-mediated immune response
Cellular component (GO): MHC class II protein complex
Molecular function (GO): MHC class II protein complex binding
Source: RefSeq, a predicted model, not a curated record
GAGGUAGUUUCACUUCAUUUCUUAGCAGCGGUCGACAAAGGCAGGAGUUCGCGCAGUUCUUAGGACAAAAACACUGGUUUUUACAGCCUUUUGUUUGGCUUUUUUACUGAUAAACAUGAACGUGCUGCUUUCUUUAGUCGUGCUCGCUGUUUUCAGCGCCAAUGCCUUCGCUAAGGAGUCUCCACCAAAAAUCCAGGUUUACAGCCGUAACCCUGGUAUUUAUGGACAAGACAACCACCUGAUCUGCCACGUGAGUGACUUUCACCCCCCAGACAUUGAAAUCACACUGAUAAAGAAUAACGAGGAGAUUCCAGGUGCCCAGCAGACCGACCUGGCCUUUGAGAAAGGCUGGAAGUUUCACCUGACCAAGAGCGUCAGUUUCAAACCCCAAGAAGGUGAAAAAUACGGCUGCAAAGUCCGACACAUGCAGAGCGAUCCCAAGAUAAUCACCUGGGAGCCAGACAUGUAAACCUGCUCGGCUUUCAUUCCACGGGCUACUGUUUUUUUUUUUUCAAGCUUGCAGUAAUGAUACCACUUUUCCACCAUCAAUUCAAGUCUCUUCAGUAAAUUUAAUUACUCUGUAUAUUUGUCUUUAUAGGGCUGGGUGAUAGGAUACAAAUCUGGCGAAAGGAAUUAGACUUCAGUAUCAAUGACUUGAAAACACCUUUCAAAUGGACAAUAUACAACAAGGUGUUUGUCACUUUGGUGUUUGCUAAAAAAAAAAAAGAUUGCUAUUUGUGCUAUUAAUGAAAUAGCACAAAUUAUUUGAUUCAGCAUUCACUAAAAAAGAUAUUUAUUACCAGGUUAGGAGCAAAUCAGUUAUUUGUCAUUAUGAUUUGCAGUGGUGUGAGAAAAGCAAAAAAAGACAAAACAAAAUAUAAACGUAAUCUUAUCACCCAGCCCUAUUUGGGGAAAACCCACUAUUACAGAUAACCAUUAGAUAAUAAAGCAAUAUCUCUUCAGUUUUAAAUGUAAGGAAUGCAACUGUAUGCAGUUUGGAUAAUUCAAUUUCUAAUCUAAUGGCUAUUUGGAGUGUUUUUUUAAUGUUAUAUAAUUGUUGCCUGUCUUCCUUUAUUUCUGGUUUAUCAUGCUGUACAAUAGCCUUCUCUAGUUGUUUUCUUUGCCCCAAGUUAUGCACUUUUUAAAUGUUUUUUAAAAUUGACAUCCAUCACAAAUGAUCUCUUUUCUUUUGAGUUUUUAAUCAACAAUAAGUGUAAUGUAAAAAGAAGUAAUAAAAUUAUGUCCCCUUCCCCAAA